GAAGAUGACAAAGCGUCAGUCGUGUUCAUGUUCGGAUGGUUUUUUUAAUGACUUCUUUGUGUGAGCGGAGUGUGUGAGUGUGUUUCAGCAACAAUGUCUUCAGUUCAGCAUCUGAGAGAGUUUAUCAGCGCGCGACUAACUGCUGCUGCUGAAGAAAUAUUCACAGAGUUUGAAAAAACCAUCGUCCAGUACGAAGAAGAGAUCGAUCGUCAGCGCAGACUGCUGGAUGUCACCUGGAAACCUCAGAUGAAGCUAACCAGGAUGAAGCUCCCGCAGUAUUUCCACAGGAAGGACGUUCCCUCCGACUCCGGUCUGGACCCGGACGACCCAGAACCUGCACCGGUGAAGGACGAAGAGCUUCUCUCUGACCAGCUGCUCGGCUGGGAGGAGAAGGACUUUGGUCCAGACCAGGAACCAGAAGCUGCACCGGUAAAGGAAGAGGAGGAGUUCUGUAUGAGCACAGAGGAGGAGCUGCAUGUGUUAAAGACCGAGACCUUCAUCGCGACUCCUACUGAUGACGAGAACAAGCAGCGUGACCACGGCGAACUAGAACUGAACUGUGACCAGUUUCUCUCCCAGAACCCUCCUUUAAUCGAGGCUCUAGAUAAGGACGAUGUGAAGCUUGAAGAGUCGGGGUCAGCUAGAAGUGAGGAGGUGAAGCCGGAGAGGGAAUGUAACAGCAGAAAUGUGGACAGGUCUUCCCCGUCGGAGAGUCCGUGUGGUCCCGGUACAGGGACGAAGCCUAUACUAUGUGAUGUUUGUGGAAAAGCCUUUAAGCAUCGCUGCCUACUUAAAAACCACUACAGGACGCACACAGGUGAGAGGCCAUUCUCCUGUAAAACCUGCGGAAAAAGUUUCACCCAAGCCAGAGUCCUGAAGGUCCACAUGAGAACUCACACCAACGAGAUCUUCACCUGCAGCACCUGCAGCAAAACCUUUAAAAGUGAGAACAGUCUGAAGAUUCACGAGGGAAUCCACACGGGAGAGAAGCCAUAUUCCUGUAAAAUAUGCGGAAAAGGUUUUCUUUAUAAUCACCUGACGCAGCACAUGCGGGUCCACACGGGUGAGAGGCCGUACUCCUGCAAGCUUUGCGGAAAAACCUUCUCUCUGAACGACAGUCUGAAGGGCCACAUGAGAACCCACACAGACGAAAAACCGUUCCCAUGUAAGGUCUGUGGGAAAAGAUUUAAAGGUAAAUCCACUCUGAGAAUCCACGAGGGACGUCACACGGGGAAGAAGCCGUAUUCUUGUAAAAUAUGCGGUAAAUGUUUUGCGUCUAAUGAGCUGUCCAAGCACAUGAGGAUCCACACGGGCGAGAGGCCGUACUGCUGUAAGGUUUGUGGCAAACGUUUCACUCAAAGCGGCGGCUUGAACGAGCACAUGAGGACCCACUCGGAUGAUAAACCCUUCCCAUGUGAGAUCUGUGGAAGGAGGUUCGCCCAGAAAACCCACGUGACCAGCCACAUGAGAACUCACACGGGUGAAACGCCAUAUUCCUGCGAGACCUGCGGUAAGCGUUUCAGGUACAGUAACGGCCUGACGGAGCACAUGAGGAUCCACUCGGGCCAGCGGCCCUACAUCUGCUCCAUCUGUGGGAAGAGCUUUGUUCAAAGCAGCCAGCUGAACGGUCACCUGAGGAUGCACGCCAACGAGAGGCCGCAUCCUUGCCACCUUUGUACCAAACGUUUCAGACGUAGAUAUGAUUUGAACGUCCACAUGGAAACUCACCUUUUUUCUGUGUUAGCUAGCAGCGUUAGCUUGACUUCAGAGGAGGUAAAGCUGUUAGGUUCGGUGUGUGAGUGUGUUUCAGCAACAAUGUCUUCAGUUCAGCAUCUGAGAGAGUUUAUCAGCGCGCGACUAACUGCUGCUGCUGAAGAAAUAUUCACAGAGUUUGAAAAAACCAUCGUCCAGUACGAAGAAGAGAUCGAUCGUCAGCGCAGACUGCUGGAUGUCACCUGGAAACCUCAGAAACACCUUCACGCUGCAGACCUCCCACCACAAUUCGACUGUAAGGAAGAGGAGGUUCUCGCAGACCAGCAGCUCUGUAACCAGGAGAAGAACUCCAGUCUGGACCAGGAGAAACCAGAACCUCCACAGAUUAAAGAGGAGCUGGAGGAACCUUGUACCAGCCAGGAUGGCGAGCAGCUAGCCCUGAAGGAGGAGACCGACGCCCUCAUGGUGACUGUUCACUUUGAUGGAAUGGACCUCAGCGAGGCGGAACCGAACCGAGACCAGCUCCUCUUCCAGGACUUUCCUGCAGCUGAGAAUCAAACUCAGGAAGGAGGUCAACCUGAGGAGCUGGGAUCGGCUAGAAAUACGGAGUUUUUCCACAGUUACGUUACCGACGCCGCCGUUCCAAAGACCCGGUGUAACACCGCCGCUAAAAAGUCCGUUCAGUGCGACGUUUGUGGGAAAACUUUCAAACAUAAACAUCAGAUUAAACCUCAUUACAGGAUCCACACGGGGGAGAAGCCGUACUCCUGCGAGAUCUGCGGAGCCAGUUUCGCUCAGAGUGGAAGUUUCUACGUCCACAUGAGGACUCACACGGGCGAGUACUUCCAGUGCAGCACCUGUGGGAAGAAAUUUAAAGAGCUGUCGCACCUGAAAACACACAAGAGAACGCACACAGGUGAGAAGCCGUACUCCUGCCAGAUCUGCGGGAAAAGCUUCCGACAUAGCGGCACUUUGACCGUGCACAUGAGGACGCACACGCACGAGAAGCCGUACACCUGCGAGAUGUGCGGGAAAGGGUUCAAUCAAAGCACCAACCUGUUGACACACAUGAGAACGCACACAGGCGAAAAACCGUAUUCCUGUCAGAUCUGCGGGAAAAGUUUCCGACAUCGAGGAACUUUGACCGAUCACAUGAUCACUCACACGGAUGAGAAACCCUAUUCAUGUCAUGUCUGCGGCCGGAGUUUCCGACGGAGAGGAGUUUGGACCGAACACAUGACGACUCACAGCGCUGACAACACAGCCGGAGAUGCUGGUUCCAGUUAGAGGUGGAGAUUUCAGAUUUAACACCAAUUCUUAGAACUGAUUCACGGCUUCAGAGCGGAUCUGAUCUCCUGUUUGGUUUUUAGUCCUGGACCAAGAACAGAUCUGAUCCCCAGUUCGGUUUUUGUCCUGGACCAAGAACAGAUCUGAUCCCCAGUUCGGUUUUUAGUCCUGGACCAAGAAGGGAUCUGAUCCCCAGUUCGGUUUUUAGUCCUGGACCAAGAAGGGAUCUGAUCCCUGGUUCGGUUUUUGGUUCGGCUGGACCAGCAUCAUGUUUUGUAUGAGCGGUUUUCUCCUGGACAGUCAGAUAUAAAUCCGGUAUCUGAGUCAGAACCAGAGUCUGUCCAGUUCUAAAGAGAAUAAAGGACUGGGACUGGACUGGAAAGUGGAAAAAUAAAAACUAUUUACCACUUCAGAAUAUUUUAACAAGGUCAGAGAUGAAGCCAUGAGGACUGGACCAGGUCUCUGGAUCACCACUCUGUACCAGGACUCUGGAUCGGGUCUCUGAAUCAGGACUCUUGAUCAGGACUCUGGACCGGGACUCUGGACCAAGUCUCUGGAUCUGGACUGUAUUUAUUAAAGAUGUCCAGAUGAGUUCUGAUUUUUCAGUGAAUCUAGGCCGGCGUUGGGGGUCCUGAAGGGGGUCUGGUUCAUGUCUCCGUGGUUCUGUCCAGGUUUAGUUUAAAUAACUGCGUUAAUAAUAAAAUCCUAAAAAACCCUUCAGGUUACCUCUUUGUUUUUGUAGGAGCAGAAAUGUUCUUGUGUCUGUUCAGAUAUGAACCUGACCGGGUUCUGUGGACCACCAGAUGGAUUCUACACUAAGGCUUUGUUUCAGGAGCUGGUUCUGGUUUUUUAAAAUCCAUUAAUAAGGAUUGUCAGCAGUUCCCGAAGCCGCUGGACAUUUUCUCCUCUUACCUUUUCUUUAACCUUCGGUUUAUCAGAGCCUGCGGUUCUAGUGGGUUGGACCGUCUCAGGAUGGACCAACCCAGCCCUGUGCUGGGUGGAUAACGGGUAACCUGGACUCUGGAUCGGACCUUUGAGACGGUUGUACAGUUUCUCACCCCUGUUUCUGUGGUUUCUGUCAUUAAAUCAACAAGAAAGUGCAGGUGGUGUCUUUUUUUCUGGCUGUUCAUUUGAGUCCGGGCUGAAUUCACCUGCUUGGUGGUUGGACCCGUCUGGCUCGUCCCGGCGAAGCUUCUUAGCUGAACCGACCCGACCGGCUCGUCCCGGAUGACCUUCUUACCUGAAUCGACCCGUCCGGCUCGUCCCGGCGGACCUUCUUACCUGAACCGACCCGACCGGCUCGUCCCGGCUGACCUUCUUACCUGAACCGACCCGACCGGCUUGUCCCGGAUGACCUUAUCUGAACCGACCCGUCCUGCUCGUACCAGGGGACCUUCUUACCUGAACCGACCUGUCUGGCUCGUCCCGUCGUACCUUCUUAACUGAACCGACCCGACCGGCUCGUCCCG
This is a messenger RNA of Melanotaenia boesemani (Boeseman's rainbowfish), 4469 nucleotides long. RefSeq names its product zinc finger protein 665-like. The transcript is spliced from 4 exons. Bases 94 to 3000 code for a protein of 968 amino acids. NCBI's taxonomy places the organism in Eukaryota, Metazoa, Chordata, Actinopteri, Atheriniformes, Melanotaeniidae. The record is from RefSeq and is a predicted model, not a curated record.